Molecule: messenger RNA, 1214 nt
Organism: Rhodofomes roseus
Lineage: Eukaryota; Fungi; Basidiomycota; Agaricomycetes; Polyporales; Fomitopsidaceae
Exons: 4
Coding region: 104-1204 (366 amino acids)
Source: RefSeq, a predicted model, not a curated record
CGUCUGACAUUCACUUCUGUGUCUCCUGCAGGCCCCUGGACAUGCUGGACAAAUUGCGGAGUCACUCUGCCGUGACGCGCCUUCGCGAAACGCGCUGCCGUGGAUGGGAGAGGGUGAGGUAUCAGACUUGCCACAGCACCGGGGAGGCUCGCCAUCUCCGUCAUGGCAUCCAUGGUUUUCCCGUUCCCCCGAGGCACCCCAGGUGGUCUUGCCGCGCCCUCCUCCUCCUCCGUUCUCGUUACGGGUCAACAUCGGUCGCAGACGAGCCCAUAUCGCUCCGCGAUCUGAGUCCUGGACCGCUGUGCAAAUAGCUACUCCGAUCGCUGCUGGGCUGACUGUGGCUGCGCUGGCUACUGUGCUCUUCUGCUGCUACCGCCAUCGGCACCGUCGCCCUACCUCGUCCGGCCCCGCCGGUAUGCCCCGCCGCCCGAAAGGGCCACCCAAUCCAUAUCCAGGCUUGGUGCGCGCCCGUCUCAACGCCCCAUCCUUCUUGUAUGGGCUCCUGCCUGGUACUCAGUCUGUGCGCUCGCGCGACGGUCUGCGGGAUCCGAACUGGCAGAUCGACGAGGGCGACGAGGAAGGUGAGUCGCUACGCAUGAACGGACAUGCGCACCAGCCUUCCGCGUCAUCCUCGACGUCCGUCCCUCUAUCUGUCGCCACGUCGCCGUACUUCAACCCACAGAUCGAAGAGGAGGACGAGGCGGAGGAGCAGGACCACGGCUAUUUCCCUGCUCCGAUGCACGGCCGUAGUACAUCGGCGAGCGACAGCGCGCUCCUCCUGCGACCCGAGCGCAAGAACCACUCAAAAUCCCUCUGGGACCGCCUUGUCAAGUACACGGAUGGAUUGAGGAAGAGCCCGAGCUACCGAUCCGGGCGUGUCCGUCCACUCGGAGCCGUUCAGCGCUCCUCGCGGAAUCUCGACGAUGUUCCGGGGGAAAUGCUACCGCCUUCCUCGAAGAGUGUCCCAGGCUGGAGUGCAUCAUCCCGGUCUUUGGCACGGCCUGGCAUGGUUGCACCCUCCACCACGACCCUUCCCCCUCCCCCCGCGCGGACGUAUUCUGCGGACCAUGAUGCAUACGACGCACACGACGCCUUGGCCAGGGCGGUUGAGCCGGACGAGAGUGUUUUGCUGAUCUCGAAGCUACCUGGUCAAGAUUUUUUCAUUGAUGACGCCACGACGGAACACUCGGCUCCCCUUCGUUGACGGACCCUGC